Molecule: messenger RNA, 885 nt
Organism: Saccostrea echinata
Lineage: Eukaryota; Metazoa; Mollusca; Bivalvia; Ostreida; Ostreidae
Exons: 2
Coding region: 1-885 (294 amino acids)
Molecular function (GO): zinc ion binding
Source: RefSeq, a predicted model, not a curated record
AUGGACCACCACGCAAGUUCUCAUGACGUGGCAUGGUGUGACUUAUGUAAGAAAGAUAUGGUAAAGGUUGUCUGUGAAAAAUGCAUCACCAAGCUUUGCAUGUUCUGUGCGGGAAAUCAUCACAUUUCAUAUGAGGAUCACAAACUAGUCACAUCUGAGUCCACUCUUAUUUACCAUAGACUAGGCACAUUUGAGUCAACUCCUAUUUACCAUAGAAAAGGCACAUUUGAGUACACUCCUAUUUACCAUAGACAUGGCACAUUUGAGUCCACUCCUAUAUACCCUGAAUGUGCCUCCCAUGAGAAAGAACUUUGUGAGAUGUACUGUAAAAACUGUAAACUUCCUGUCUCUGGUGUACAAAACAGAAUAGAUCAGUUAGAGAAGGAAUAUGAAGACCUUUCAACAGCCAUGACAAUACAUAAAGAUAACUUGCACAAAAAAAUUGACGAACAUUUCAAUAAAUCUAAGGCUGAAGUUAAGAAAAUGAAAAACAGACAGAUGCAAAGUUUGCAAAACCAUUUCGAGGAAAUCAACGAAAAAAUUUCCGAGAUUAAUGAUGAAAUUGGUGUAAUUGAUAAAGCUGUAGACGCUAAUGACAUUUCAAAAAUUUUUGAAGUAAGCUUCGACGCAGAUCAGCAAAAAAAGCUUUUACCGAAAAUUGUCGCUUCUGUACCAAAAUUCAAUCAAGGUAAAAUUCAAGAAGAAUUAUUUUCAAAAUUGUUUGGAACGUUAUCGCCAUUUAAUCUUACAUCAGAAAAGCAUGGCUACAGGAUGAAGGAAAUAGAAGGACCAACAGAAGGUAGAUCCGUUUCGUCACCAGCAGCUGGAGCCCUUCCUAAAGUCAACAAUCAACAGAUCUUGGAUCAAUUUCUCAAGUCUUAUUGA